Leptinotarsa decemlineata (Colorado potato beetle) is the source of this 887-nucleotide messenger RNA. RefSeq lists its product as uncharacterized. NCBI's taxonomy places the organism in Eukaryota, Metazoa, Arthropoda, Insecta, Coleoptera, Chrysomelidae. The record is from RefSeq and is a predicted model, not a curated record.
CAGACAAAAAUUUAACAAUUGCAGGAACAAAGCCUAGCAGAAGUAAACCCACCGCCCCACAUCGUGAUUAAUGUAACCAGUAAUCUUCCAAACAACACAGGAAAUAACAAUAAAGAUGAAGGUUUUGAACAAGCUGCAGCUGAAACCCCAACCCAGCAGAAAAGUGACCCUACAGACAAUGCAGAAGACAACAAUGGGACACCCACUGCAGUUCAACAGAAAAUGGAAGAACCCGCUCUUACAAAUGAUGAACAACUCGGCCGCGAAGAGGAAGAGGAUAAAACCAACAUGGAGUUUGACGAAAAUCUAGGGGAAAAACCUGAUCUGGAGGAUGGAGGGCAAGCAGAACCUGAGUUAGUCGUAGAUCAUCGAUCUAAAUCUAAUACUCUGGAGACUGCAGUCAACGAAGAUAAUGUAGAAGAAUUGGAUGGAGGUUCCUAUUUCUUUUCAUAUUUCAUGGUGAUAUGUGUGUUCUUUGUUCUUGGCUACGUUGGAUACCACAACAGAAUAAAGGUUAUGGCCCUGGUACUAGAGGGAAAAAGGAAUAAAAGGCAAUAUAGAGGCAGGAGACCGAAUUCCGCCAAUUACCACAAGCUGGAUAGUAAUCUUGAGGAAGCCAUCUCGUCCACUUGCACGAAAAAUUCCAAUAACAUUAUUUACUGAAUGAUCUUAGCUUAGCUACAUUUAACUUCAUCAUUGUUCAUAUCAUUUGUAAGUUAUUUUUUCUAAAUCUGUUAUGUGUAAAAAUGUAAAUAUCUGAAAAAUCUGCAGGAUUUUGAAAUACACUGAAAGAAAAAUUUGAGCGUUUGUUGUUGAAAGCACAAAAAGUUGCAAAUGGUUCAGCUGGAGAGGGAACAUGAAUCUUUCGAAUAAAUUUGUAAAUAGUG